Gorilla gorilla gorilla (western lowland gorilla) is the source of this 525-nucleotide messenger RNA. Its product is annotated as POTE ankyrin domain family member G-like. The transcript has a single exon. The record is from RefSeq and is a predicted model, not a curated record. NCBI's taxonomy places the organism in Eukaryota, Metazoa, Chordata, Mammalia, Primates, Hominidae. The coding region runs from base 1 to 525 and encodes 174 amino acids.
AUGGUAGCUGAGGUUGAUUCAAUGCCGGCUGCCUCUUCUGUGAAGAAGCCAUUUGGUCUCAGGAGCAAGAUGGGCAAGUGGUGCUGCCACUGCUUCCCCUGCUGCAGGGGGAGCAGCAAGAGCAACGUGGGCACUUCUGGAGACCACGAUGACUCCGCUAUGAAGACACUCAGGAGCAAGAUGGGCAAGUGGUGCUGCCACUGCUUCCCCUGCUGCAGGGGGAGCAGCAAGAGCAACGUGGGCGCUUCUGGAGACCACGACGACUCCGCUAUGAAGACGCUCAGGAGCAAGAUGGGCAAGUGGUGCUGCCACUGCUUCCCCUGCUGCAGGGGGAGCGGCAAGAGCAACGUGGGCGCUUGGGGAGACUACGAUGACAGCGCCUUCGUGGAGCCGAGAUACCACGUCCGUCGAGAAGAUCUGGACAAGCUCCACAGAGCUGCCUGGUGGGGUAAAGUCCCCAGAAAGGAUCCGAUCGUCAUGCUCAGGGACACUGACGUGAACAAGAAGGACAAGCAAAAGAGGUAA